AUGUGGGAGGAGUGGGUUAGAGGUGGAGAAGGAGAGGUUUUCACAGGGUGGAUUAGUGUUGUGUUGGUGGAAUUGAGCUUGGUGAGGAUUUGGAGGAGGAACAUCUGCGGUAUACAACUCUACUCACCCACCCCCAGUCUCGAAUGUCCGCACUGCUCGAAGCGUCUACAACUUAUCAUGAAUCCGAAAGUCAUUACGACAUUAGUCGAUGAGACUGGAAUGAUAAACGGAGAGAAAUUAGUCUGGAGUGAGAAAGCAUGGAAGGAAUUAUUAGGGAGAGGGACGGAGGAGCUUUGCCAGAUGGAGUUGAAGAGGUGA
Botrytis sinoallii is the source of this 318-nucleotide messenger RNA. RefSeq lists its product as uncharacterized. The coding region runs from base 1 to 318 and encodes 105 amino acids. Lineage: Eukaryota; Fungi; Ascomycota; Leotiomycetes; Helotiales; Sclerotiniaceae. The record is from RefSeq and is a predicted model, not a curated record. The transcript is spliced from 2 exons.